UCCAAGCAGGGAGUAAAACACUUUUUCUUUAUCAGUAAAAUAAGAAGUAUUAUUGCUCUGGAUAAUAGUACUUAUCGCUGGAUUUGUGGAAGGAGAAGAUAUUGUAACUGUUUCGAACACAACUUGAUCAGGAUGUACAGGUGGCAGAUAUUUUUGGCUCUUUUCUCACUUGUCAAAGCUGCGGAUACAGGUUCUCACUCCUUAUGGAUCAUGGGAACAUACAUCAGAGGAAAGACUCCGUUUCCAGAAUUCUCAGUGUAUCUGAUGUUGGAUGAUAUUGAGUUUGGGUACUAUGACUCAAAUGAAAACAAAGCAAUACACAGAGACAUCCAUGAUGCCCCGUACAACAUAGUUGAUGCAGAAGAUAUAGAUUUUGCUUCAUACUUUGAAAAUUUGUAUGACCGAGUUAAGCUUAGAUCAUCCAAUGUAAAGGACUACUUCAACCAUACAAAUGAUGUUUAUGUUUAUCAGAGAGCUAUUGGAUGUGAGCUACUGGGCGAUGAUCGUCCAGGACCAAUGUAUACUAAGGAUGCUUACAAUGGGGAGACUGUAGUUGUAGACCAAUACGAUGCAGAUCAGGAUGCUCUUCGCAUUAAUUGGAGAUGGCCAGAUAUAAAGGAUAAAACAUGGAUUCAACAAAUCAACCUCCCCUUGCAGUACAGAGUCCUUUACCCCACCUGCAUCAAUUUUCUCCAAAGGCAUCUGGUCAAACAAAAGAACCGUGUUCUGAAAAAAGUGAAGCCCAGAGUCAGGCUCCUCCAGAAGACACUCCCAGACUGUGGAGGGGCCAAAGUGACCUGCCUGGCCACUGGUUUCUACCCCCGUCACAUCAACCUGACCCUGCUCAGAGACAGCCAGCCUGUGUCUGACCACCAGAUCAUUGGGGGGGAGCUGCUACCUAAUGGAGAUGAGACGUACCAGAUGAGGAAGAGCCUGGAGGUCAGCGCAGAGGAACUACAGCAUCACCACUACACCUGCACAGCUGAACACCUCAGCCUGGACAACAAGCUGGACAUUGGCUUAGAGCGUGAGUGGGAUUCAGGAACAACAAUCAUAUUAUCAUCUGUGAAGGCUGUGGCAGUGUUGGUGUGUGUGGUUGGAGCCACCUGUGCCGUCAUUAUAUGGUGGUGGAGGAGACGCACAGGUCAGGGCUCCCAGGCAUCACAGUCGAGUACCUACAUGUCUGCUCCAAGUGCAGAUCUGGACUGAAGAGAAAUGAUGGAGCAAAAAACACGUCGUAAAGAUGCUUCAUGUCAAGUUCAUGCAAAUCAUCUUUCAGAGAUGCAUUUAACACUGCUUGAGAAUUGUUCCUUUUAAGCUCAUCCUUGUUUUUCUUCAAUCUCAACCUUAUUAUUCAUGAAUAGAAUGUUCAAAGUUAAGAUAUGUUGAGAUAUGUUUGUGGUAAAAACACAUUUUCAC
Messenger RNA from Alosa alosa (allis shad), 1419 nucleotides. Its product is annotated as major histocompatibility complex class I-related gene protein-like. Gene Ontology annotation, biological process: immune response. NCBI's taxonomy places the organism in Eukaryota, Metazoa, Chordata, Actinopteri, Clupeiformes, Clupeidae. The coding region runs from base 133 to 1209 and encodes 358 amino acids. The record is from RefSeq and is a predicted model, not a curated record. Gene Ontology annotation, cellular component: external side of plasma membrane. The transcript is spliced from 7 exons.